AUGGAGUCUGACGCGUAUGAUUACGGCGGUGGCAGUGGUAAUGUCAGUGAGGAAGAAGCGGCAUCUGAGCGCAGCAGGCCAAAGUACGUCAUUGAAAUGCCCACGCCGGCACCAAUCUCACUAAAAGCUGAAACUAUUAUACUGACAAUAUUAGAAAAGCCUUCACAAGACGAGGAAAGUAUGCUUCCCCCAGAAAUCUUGGCAGCUCUUGGGGAAGCAAAAACGUUCUAA
Messenger RNA from Parnassius apollo (apollo), 231 nucleotides. The record is from the annotation of a GenBank genome assembly. NCBI's taxonomy places the organism in Eukaryota, Metazoa, Arthropoda, Insecta, Lepidoptera, Papilionidae.